Molecule: messenger RNA, 1418 nt
Organism: Xenopus tropicalis (tropical clawed frog)
Lineage: Eukaryota; Metazoa; Chordata; Amphibia; Anura; Pipidae
Gene: lypla1
Product: lysophospholipase 1
Cellular component (GO): endoplasmic reticulum; cytoplasm; nuclear membrane
Molecular function (GO): hydrolase activity, acting on ester bonds; palmitoyl-(protein) hydrolase activity; hydrolase activity
Source: RefSeq, marked provisional
CGUUACAGUUCAAGCUACCCGGAGCCCCAAUAGGAACAAGCUGGGCAUACUUGGUGUAUGUGCGGGAACACCAUGUCCGCACCCUUGCCUGCUAUCGUGCCCGCCGCCAGGAAAGCCACGGCCGCGGUUAUAUUCCUACAUGGGCUUGGAGAUACCGGGCAUGGCUGGGCAGAAGCAAUGGCAAGUAUCAAGAGUCCACAUGUAAAGUACAUCUGUCCACACGCGCCCAUAAUGCCAGUUUCGUUGAACAUGAAUAUGGCUAUGCCUUCCUGGUUUGAUAUUAUUGGACUGUCUCCAGAUGCUCAAGAGGAUGAGGCCGGCAUUAAGCGAGCUGCAGAAAAUGUGAAGGCAUUAAUAGACCAAGAAAUAAAGAAUGGCAUUCCUUCCAACAGAAUCAUCUUGGGAGGCUUCUCUCAGGGAGGAGCCUUGUCACUGUACACUGCCCUGACUACACAACAGAAAUUAGCGGGUGUUGUGGCAUUAAGCUGUUGGCUUCCAUUGAGAUCUUCCUUUCCUCAGGCUGCUGCUAAUAGUGCCAACAAAGAUGUAGCUGUUCUUCAGUGUCAUGGAGAAAGUGAUCCACUGGUUCCACUCAUGUUUGGCACUCUAACCUCCGAGAAAUUAAAGACUAUAAUAAGCCCUGUAAACAUCAAUUUCAAGACCUAUUCAGGAUUAAUGCAUAGCUCAUGUAACCAGGAGAUGACUGACAUCAAGCAGUUUAUUGACAAACAACUACCUCCAGUUAAUUGACAUCCUCCUGAAUCUUCGUAGUACCUGACACCAGCAACGGUUACUAACUGAAAAGGAACCUUAUCAAUAACUGCAAAUAAAAACUUUGUACAAAGAAAUCACAGACCCUAUUGGAUAGAGGAUUCAUAGCUGCAACAUAUACUGCAGAAUAAACAAAUAGAAACCUAGCAAACUGUUUGCUAUAAGCUUCCUAACAAAGUAAGGGCUAGCUAACCUUACUGUAAGAGCAGAGAGCCAAAGUCACCCUGUGUAGCACAGAGGAACAUUACACCUUCUGAAAAAAACAUUUUUGGUUGGUUACUCUAACUUGUUCCUUAGCUGUGUGUAAAUUAUUAAAGGGCAACUGGCAUCCCUCCAGAUAUUGCUGAACUACUAAUCCCAGCAUCCCUGACUUCCCUAGGCUGUCAGUGGAUUGCUAGGAGCUCGGCAACAUCUGGAGGGCACCUAUAUGGCCAACCAGAGUUUACAAAUGAGAUGGCAAUGCUAAAAUGCUAGUUUAUACAUAUUUGUAGUAUGCCUCUUGUUAAUUUAAGAGAAUUUCUGAAACAGUCUUCAAACAGUAAUGUUACAUGUUUAAAUUUUAUGGUGGGAUGUAUUUGUUGUAAAGUGCCAUGUAUGAAAGCUUUCAAAUCCCUUUUCUCAAAGCAAUAAAACAGGAGAGAAAAAUU